Molecule: messenger RNA, 1011 nt
Organism: Hydatigera taeniaeformis
Lineage: Eukaryota; Metazoa; Platyhelminthes; Cestoda; Cyclophyllidea; Taeniidae
Source: the annotation of a GenBank genome assembly
AUGGAUCCGACUGGUAUUGUGCACCGAUAUGUUUACACAAAGGAACAACUCAUUGAGAUUCGGAAUGCAUUUAUUUCUAGCGGUGGACCUAGUCGGUAUCCAAUUUCGAAGUCUGUUAUAUUCCUGAAUCCUGAUAAAAGGGCACUCCUGCGCAAGAGUAAGCCGUUAGUGGACACCUCUGUAUUGCAAAACAAGCCAUUGAAGAAUACCGACUCGUUUUAUUCUGGAGGCGUGGAAGUUGUGUCGUGCCAUGGUAAUGAUACGACGCAGCAUUCCGCUGGGUGGAGAAGGACCCGCCGCUCCUCCGGCAGUGUGCCGCAGUCACCCCUAGAUGCUGCCUCCUCUCAGCGCCAUAAUUCGGGUAGUUCAGGUGGAGAGGAGGGCUGUGGCGGCGGCAACGGCAACGGAACUGUUCGCCACGAGUUUGACUGGGCCCUCGGUUGCGGCAAGUGGCGCCAUCGCUCAACCAGCGGUUCCGAGCGUGGAGCCCAUAAGGCUACUUUCUACGCCAGUGGUGGACGUGGUCGAGGUCGAGGCGGGAAUGGCGGUGGUGGUAGCGGUGGUGGUAGUGGUAGCGAAGGAACUGAUUUUCACCGCGAACAAGGUGGUGGGGUGUUCACGGGUCCUCCGGGACCUCGCGGACGCGGUUUUAUGCGUCGGCCAUUUCAGCACGGCAUCCAGUCUACCCGCGGCGGUAGGGGUGGUGGUGGCGGCUUCAAGCCUUCGGUGCCCUUCAGUAACCUUGGGUCGGACCACGGGCCAACGGAGGAAGACUUUGAACCCCACGAUGAACAUUAUAAGCAUCAGCAACCUCAGCAACAACAUCCUUCACACCAUUACACGCCACACCCUUUCCACAAAGAUGUCGGAUUGGACGACGUGUCUCAGGGUGGCGAAAGACGAUGUAAUCAUCAAACUGCUUCUAUCAUCUCUGCUACGGCUGCCGCUCAACCAUCCCUGCUAUUAUCGUUAAAACCUAAGGUGCAUGUACGUCUCCUCAUUGUUUUCUGA